AUGGCCUACGGACUUGGUCUUCCCACUCCUCCCGAUGAACAGUCAGAGGCACAACGCGCCAUGACCGCCGACCAUUCGCGCUCGUCCUUCUCCGGGUCAGACUCAGCAUGGGAGAGGACAUCAUCCAACAGCGACACGUCGUCGGUGUACUCUCCUUCCUCCGACUCGAGUACGUCCUCCGCCUCCGAUAUAGCAACACAUCGCCUCCGCUCUUUGCGCGCUGAAGUGGAAUUGCUGGUGCGCGACAACGAGUAUUUCGAUCAGCUUCCCUCAGUGCGUUCGUCAACGAGGUCGAGCGCACUGAAAUGGACUAUACUUCGAGUCGCAGUCCCUUUCGCUGCAAUCUGCCUCGUGGUCCUGGCCUGGACGGUGGCACUCUGCCCGGGACAAAACCAGGUGGUGCACUUCGAGUACGACCAAGAUCUUGUCCCAACGAUCCGACCUAGCGACUUCAAAGCAUUGGCCAAGAUAGGCUUCAACCUCCCGGCAAGAUGGAUGGAGUGGAUUAACGAACCGCCUCUUGGCAUGUCACAUUGGUGGCAACAGGACGGCGCAAACGAGCCGGGAACGGUGCAGUAUCAGCUUCUCGAGCUGCGGGAGCUCGGCGCUUCCUACCAAAAGAGAGAGAAGAAACGCAAAGGAAAGAGGCAGUCGUGGGCUAAAGACCUGGCAGAGAACGCCGAUUGGGUGGAGAGAGUGGAGAGGUGCAGCCAACGAGGUAUGGAAAUGAAGGACUCGGCUUGGAUAAAACACCAAUUCGCAAGCGUUGCGGAUGCUCUCUUGCCGCAUCCAGAUGGACGCUCUGCCUGCAGGACGCUACAAUCGGCGAAUCCCACAAGGAUGAAGAAUCUGGGCAAGCUGGUGGACGACGUUCUCAAUCACCUGCCGGCAGAGCUUGAGACCUUGGAGUUUUAUCUGGACGCGAUGGCUAGCCUGCAGGGCCUCUCGGAAGCGCAGAUCGAUACAGUCAACAAGGAAAUUCGUACAAUCACAGUCAAAGCCGCUGAACGCCGAUCCGACUCCAUAUUGCCAGUAUUUUCUUGGAGAGCACCGUCGCCCAUUGCCUUGCUCUCAGACUCGGAGAAGACCCACAUUGCGCUUGCACGGGAGGAGUACGGUGUCCUCACGUUUUUGUCACUCCUCUCAUAUGCUCUGCAGCCUGCAAUGCGAGAGCGCAGGGAGAAGAUCCUCGGUCUGAGAGCCCAGCUGGAGAGCUUGAAGGACCAAAUUUCUGCUACCGGUCCACUCGAUCAACGAAGCCGCACGCUGACCGUGGCGACGGGUCUGCCCUCGAUGCACGAUUUGGACGUGGUUAUCAGGGAGAAACACCUCAACGUGCAGACCAUCCGAAGCUUCGCAAAAGAAUGGAAGAGGACGCGUACUCUCGACCUCAAGAAGGAUCAGUCCAGCUCCAACCAGUGCCUCGGAUAUUCGCCCAUAAAAUCCAGCACGACCAUCUUCUCAAGGAUAAGAUCUUCCAGCAUAGUGCGACUUCCAUUUUCGAGCACACCGUAUUCCCACAAGCUCGCCCGUGUUUCCAGACGACUCCAUCACCUCGUCUGGACUGACCCCAACACCGGUGCAGCAAGCUGGCACUGGGAAGGAUCCGGCCCGUCUUCACAUGGUCUAGUCGAUUCAAAGAGACGAAUCGAAAAGGCCCUUCUCUUCGCCGGCCUCGAUCUGGGCGGUCUGGGGGUAGACGAGGUGGCGGAGAAUCGUCGAUAUCAAAUGAUUCCCAGAGAAGACGGAGAGGACGUCAGGUUGAGUUGGGAAGACGACUACAAAUCGAAGGCCGAAAGGGUUUGA
Zymoseptoria tritici IPO323 is the source of this 1806-nucleotide messenger RNA. RefSeq lists its product as uncharacterized. Lineage: Eukaryota; Fungi; Ascomycota; Dothideomycetes; Mycosphaerellales; Mycosphaerellaceae. The transcript has a single exon. Bases 1 to 1806 code for a protein of 601 amino acids. The record is from RefSeq and is a predicted model, not a curated record.